Molecule: messenger RNA, 3397 nt
Organism: Maylandia zebra (zebra mbuna)
Lineage: Eukaryota; Metazoa; Chordata; Actinopteri; Cichliformes; Cichlidae
Gene: znrf1
Product: zinc and ring finger 1
Biological process (GO): proteasome-mediated ubiquitin-dependent protein catabolic process; protein K48-linked ubiquitination
Cellular component (GO): membrane; intracellular membrane-bounded organelle; cytoplasm
Molecular function (GO): ubiquitin protein ligase activity
Source: RefSeq, a predicted model, not a curated record
AUGGGGGGAAAGCAGAGCACCGGGGCGGCCCCGGGUGCUUUUCGUGUCUCUACGGAUGACAGCGCGUGCCCCCUCGCCCACUUUGGUCACUACCGGCCGAGCGGCACCAUGGGCCUGCGAGCCGCUCGGUGAGCUCCGUGGCUGGAUGGGCAUCGAACACAGUCCCGCGUGCCCUUCGGCUUCUACACCCCAAGAGGAACGGACUCGGAUCGAGCCGGAGGGGGGUCAGGGGCACUACCGCGGCCCCUCACGGGACCGGCUACCAGGACACUGGGGCGGAGGGCACACACGGACGGGGUGCUGUAUCUGGGGUCGGGGUCGCUGGCUGACACCUUGCCCCUGCACAUCGCACCCCGCUGGUUCAGCGCGCACAGCGGAUUCAAGUGUCCUGUCUGCUCCAAGUCUGUGGCGUCCAAUGAAAUGGAGGUUCACUUUAUCAUGUGUCUAAGCAAGCCUCGCCUCUCUUACAAUGAUGAUGUGUUGGCGAGGGAUGCCGGUGAGUGUGUGAUAUGUCUAGAGGAACUGCAGCAAGGGGACACCAUAGCCAGACUGCCGUGCCUCUGCAUCUACCACAAAAGCUGUAUAGACUCAUGGUUUGAGAUCAAUCGGUCCUGCCCUGAACACCCCUCUGACUGACUGACCACCGGGCCCACUCUGAAUACUGUUCAAGGACAUCUCGUGGUCCUGCCGGGGAUAUCUGGACACAGGCGUAACCAAAUCUGGUGAAACAAUCAAAGUGAUCAACACUUACGUAUCCUGACAGAAUCCAUCAUCCUACCAAAAUAAUUACUCCUUGAGAACUGAACCAAAAGAAAAAAAAAAGCGUAACUGUCGAACCAUCGUUCACUCCCUCCAUCUUACAUCUGCUGAUGAUACUGCUGAGAACCCACCACCCUUCCUUUCAUCCUUCGCACCUCUUCAAGCUAACAGAGUCCCUUAAAGGGCUUAGUUGGCCUCAGCUCCCCUUCUGACUCAACCGCGGCCAGCUGCUUCCCUGACACGCUCAGGUCCUCGCAGGCCUUACAUCACAUCUUUGGAUUCAGGCUUGUCAGUUACUUGUGUCCAGCCCUCCCAUGGCCUUAACUCGGAAGAGGAGUGGAAGCAGAGCGGAGGAAGGAAGAAGGAAGGGAACCAGUGAUAUGGAAGGAGGAGGAGAAGGAGAAAACCGGCAAAUGGAUGAUUGUUGAGCUGCAGGAGCUCGCUAUGAGAAAAAGACUUGUACAUUAGUGGGUGGGCCUCUUAUCUCAAUAGGACGUCAACUUGGUGAUGUCCUAUCAUAACAGACUGGCUCCCAGUGUGCUCUUUUCUCAUAGUUCCUGCCUCAGUUCUGCACUCUUCCUCACCAAUAUGACUCAAAUAAUUAAUUUAAAGCCUCCGCAGUGCUAUUUAGAUGUGGUUCACGCAUACCUGGGCAGGCAGAAAGAGUCAAAAGUGUCAAACUGGGACGUCAGCUUGUCUUGUAUGUAUGGGUUGGUAAGAGGGACUGGGGGCUUGGUGGAAAGGAGCAGUCCUGACUGGGAGGCCAGAAGGAGCCAGCGAUGUAGUUUAUGCUCCUACUGUGUGAUAUGUGUGUUUGGGAUGCUCCACUGUCAGGCUUCACCUGGUAUGUGUAUGUACACUAUGUGGGUGUGUGUGUAUGCGUGGACUGGUGACAAUGUAGCUUUUGCUGAAGCCUUGUGUGUGUGUGUGUGUGUGUGUGUGUGUGUGUGUGUGUGUGUGUGUGUGUGUGUGUGUGUGUGUGUGUGUGUGUGUGUGUGUGUGUGUGUGUGUGUGUGUGAGUGAGUGAGUGAGGCAGCAUGAAAGGUUAUCGUAGAGGGCUGACUGAGACAGUGCCGUGUGUGUUUUGAAAUGUUUACAGUGUAGCUGUCCAUGUUCCCCGUGUGUGCGACUGGCAGUCCUCCCUUUACUUUGCUGAUGUUUACAGCUACAGAGAAGCGACAUGACAUAUUGUAAAUUUCACUUGUAACCUCUCUCGGCUCUUUCUUUUAAGAUCUGCCAGAUUUUUCAUGUGAUCAUGAUUAGUCAUUUUCUUGUGAGAGCCUCGAGUAAGAGCCAGUGUGAAUGAGUGUCUCUGUGCAUAUGACUGUUUGCAUGGAAGGAUUUCUGAACAGGCCCACUGGGCACAGCACCAAGGCCCAAGGAGUCAGAUAACCCCGGUCCAGAGUCUGUCUUUUCUUGCUAAUAAAUAAUAAGAGGACUUGAAAAUACUCAAAAAGACCCAAACAAUUUGAAAAUGGAACAAAUAAAUAAAAAGAAACUGAAAAUAUUCUAAAACCAGCUCCAAAGAAAUUUGAAAAGAUCCAAAUCAGAGACCCACAGCUACCUAAAACAGCUACAGACAGACUCGACUGACUCAAAACAGCAACAAAGAGACUUAAAAUGAUUUAAAACUGCUGCAAAGACACUUAAACUAACUUCAGUGGCUACCAAAUGACUGAAAACAACUACAAAGAGACACUAAUGAUUCAAAAAUGACGUAGAAAGAUUCAAAAAUAACUCAAAACAACAGCCACGACUACCAAAGGGACUCAAAAUGACCUGAAACAGCCACAGACAGAUUAAUGACACAAGAAAAAACAACUACAGACGCAUAAUAAUUUAUAAUACUCAAAAUGACUCAAAUGAAUCAAAACAUUUAGAAUUUUUUUUAAAUGGGCUCAAAAUGUCUACUGAGAGAUUAGAAUGACUUCCAAACAGCCAAAAAUUGACUCUAAAUAAUUUAAAACUGCAACAUGGACAUUCAUAAUCAAUUAAAUCAAAGAAAUUCAUAAUUCCACAAAAACAAAUGAAAAUCAGAAUUUCUAAAACAAUUUAAAAUGAUGUAAAAAAACCCCCAAGAAUUUUAAAGAAAUAAAAAAAGGACCAGGUAGAGAAAUAAAUGGACACAAUGGAGGAACAAACGCAGAAGCACCCUGAAGACGAGCAGAGGUGGACAACAGCGACGACCGUGUCAGUUAAAGUCUUUUGUCGUUUCUUUGUGUCUUCCUUGGUGGAGGCCUUUUACAAGCCUGUGCCCGCGGGCCUGUUGGCUCACGAUCCAUCCAUGACUGUUCGUGCAUGUGUGCUUGCAACUGAAAAGGCGCCUCUUGGUCUUUGCGACUGUCGGUUCCCCACAUUGUAUUUCUGCUAGAGCAGGUCUGGCUGUCUGCGACGGGAGACGUGAGCCACUCAGACCCUUAAAAGGACUCUGUAGUCCCACUGUGGAGCCGCUGAACGGGGCUUAUUUAUUCAUUUGUUCAUAUUUAACAAUAUUUGUUUAAUAUUCCAGUCAUGUGGGGUGUUACUCACUCUUCAGAAUGCCAAGAGCUGAUGUGUGAAGACUACUACGAAUCAACAUACAAACUGCAUUUACAAAGCUACUGUAAACAAAUGGUGGAAUAAAUUGUGCUAGAUGACA